Molecule: messenger RNA, 3030 nt
Organism: Prunus armeniaca (apricot)
Lineage: Eukaryota; Viridiplantae; Streptophyta; Magnoliopsida; Rosales; Rosaceae
Source: the annotation of a GenBank genome assembly
AUGUUUGAUGGGCAAUAUCCCCAACCUUCUGACCCUGCUUAUGAGCAAGUACUGGAUUCCUUAGCUAUGGUAGCUCGACAUAAACGCAUAACUCUUUUAGAAGCCCUUCUAAGAUGGAGAGAAAGUGAAUCCCCAAAAGGUGAAAAUGAGGCAUCUACAUUCGAAAGAAAGCCCAGCAUGUGGUGGAGUGCAUUUUUUGUUCAGCAUGUAUUCGCUUUUUCGAGUGCUGUCCACAAGAAGGACUUACAGAGAAACUUUGGUUGGGGCUUGAAAUCUCUUUACCAACAAACACAACAACCCAAUUACUCAUUCUCUACUCUAGCACAGAACCAAACAACACCCACCAAGAAUUUCAAAACAUUCUCCCAUAUUUUCCAGCAAUGCUCCCAUGGCAGAGCUCUGAAUCCGGGAAAACAAGCCCAUGCUCGCAUGAUAGUUUCUGGGUUUGAGCCCACUGUCUUUGUUACAAAUUGUUUGAUCCAAAUGUAUGUAAAGUGUGGUGUUUUGGAAUAUGCAAGUAAGGUGUUUGACGGAAUGCCACAGCGGGACACGGUCUCGUGGAACACCAUGAUUUUUGGGUACGCUGAGAGUGGAAAGAUGGGGUUUGCGCAGUCUUGUUUUGAUGUUAUGCCUGAGAGAGAUGUGGUCUCUUGGAAUUCUUUGAUUUCAGGGUACUUGCAGAGUGGUGACUAUCAUAAGUCUAUUGAAGUUUAUGUGAAUAUGGGGAAUGUGGGUGUGGAAUUCGACUGUACUACGACUGCUAUGGUUCUGAAAGCAUGUUCUGUUAUGGAAGAUAUUGGUUUGGGGAUUCAAAUUCAUUGUGUUUCAGUCAAGAUGGGUUUUGAUAUUGAUGUGGUCACGGGAAGUGCUUUAGUAGAUAUGUAUGGGAAGUGUAAGGAACUGGAUUGUUCACUUCAGGUUUUCCGUGAAUUGCCUGAAAAGAAUUGGGUUUGUUGGAGCGCUGUGAUUGCAGGUUCUGUUCAGAAUGACCAGUUUGUCAAGGGUAUAGAUCUGUUAAAGGAGAUGCAGAAAGCAGGAGUCGGGGUAAGCCAAUCAAUCUAUGCUAGUGUAUUCAGGUCCUGUGCAGGAUUAUCUGCAUAUAGGUUAGGUACUCAGUUUCAUGUACAUGCUAUAAAGACAGACUUACUAUAUGAUGUGAUAGUUGGAACUGCCACAUUGGACAUGUAUGCAAAAUGCGGCAGUAUGUCUGAUGCUAGAAAGAUAUUCAACUUGAUGCCAAAUCAUAGUUUGCAGUCAUAUAAUGCAACUAUUGUUGGCUAUGCUCGAAACGAGCAAGGUUUUGAAGCUCUUGAGUUAUUUCUGCUUUUGCUGAAGUCUGGUCUUGGUUUUGAUGAGAUAACAUUAUCUGGUGCACUCAGUGCUUGUGCAGUGAUCAAGGGGCACUUGGAGGGGCUUCAACUGCAAGUAUUAGUGGUUAAGAGUAGCUUGAGAUCAAAUAUAUGUGUAGCAAAUGCCAUUUUGGACAUGUAUGGUAAAUGUGGAGAUCUGUUUGGGGCCUCUCGCGUGUUUGAUGAGAUGGUAAGUAGAGAUGCUGUGUCUUGGAAUACAAUUAUUGCAGCUCAUGGACAGAAUGAAAAUGAAAAGGAGACACUUUCAUUCUUCGUUUCCAUGCUCCGCUCAAGGAUGGAGCCGGAUGAGUUCACCUUUGGCAGUGUUCUAAAAGUGUGUGCAGCUCAACAUUCUUUAAAUUAUGGGAUGGAAAUCCAUAGCAGAAUUAUUAAAUCUGGAAUGGGCAUGAACUUGUUCAUUGGAGGUGCCCUUGUCGAUAUGUACUGCAAGUGCGGAAUGAUGGAAGAGGCAGAAAAGAUACAUGACAGAACAGAAGAACAAACCAUGGUUUCAUGGAAUGCAAUCAUAUCUGGUUUCUCACUACAUAAGCAAAAUGAGGAUGCACAGAGAUAUUUCUCUCAGAUGUUGGAAAUGGGUGCAGAACCUGAUAACUUCACAUACGCAACGGUUCUUGAUACCUGUGCUAAUUUGGCUACUGUUGGACUUGGGAGGCAGAUCCAUGCUCAGAUUAUCAAGCAUGAAUUGCAAUUAGAUGUAUACAUAACCAGCACUCUUGUCGAUAUGUACUCAAAGUGUGGCAACAUGCAAGAUUCUUAUCUAAUGUUCAAAAAGGCACCUAAGCGAGAUGCUGUUACAUGGAAUGCCAUGAUUUCCGGGUAUGCAAACUUUGGCCUUGGAGAAGAUGCCCUUAGAAUUUUUGAGAACAUGCAGCUUGAGAAUGUUAAGCCAAACCACUCCACUUUUGUUUCAGUACUCCGAGCCUGUGGACAUAUAGGACAAGUUGAAAAGGGGUUACAUUAUUUCCGCACAAUGCGUAAUGACUAUGGUUUACACCCUCAGUUGGAGCAUUACUCGUGCAUGGUGGAUAUCAUAGGGAGGUCAGGUCAAGUUCAUGAGGCUCUGAGGCUUAUUCAAGAUAUGCCUUUUGAAGCUGACGACAUUAUAUGGAGGACGCUGCUUAGCAUUUGCAAGCUCCAUGGAAAUGUAGAAGUGGCUGAAAAAGCAGCCAGCUCUAUUUUGCAACUGGAUCCUCAAGAUUCUUCUACCUAUGUUCUACUAUCAAAUAUAUAUGCUGAAGCUGGAAUGUGGGGUGAGGCCUCGAAGAUGAGGAAAACAAUGAAGCGUAACAAAUUGAAGAAAGAGCCUGGUUGCAGCUGGAUUGAGGUGAAAGAUGAGUUACAUGCAUUCCUGGUUGGGGACAAGGCUCAUCCAAGAUGUAACGAGGUGUAUGAGAAGCUCAAUUUGCUAGUUGCUGAGAUGAUGAGAGUUGGAUAUAGGCCGGAAAUUGAUGUCCUGCUUGAUGAGGAGAUGGAAGAACAGGAGCUUGAAGAUAAGCUCAAAAUUAGUAUGCAUAAUGAGUCAACUGUUGGUUACCCUUUGGUAACUCUUCUAUGUCUUGGUGAUGGUGCAAUUUUCAUCAACAACUUAAGCUCUCACUUGGAUCAACUCUACAAGUUUCUUAGAGUGAGUCCAAGAACAAAUUUGCAUAGAGGACAAUAA